Scleropages formosus (Asian bonytongue) is the source of this 4360-nucleotide messenger RNA. RefSeq names its product solute carrier family 24 member 2 (gene slc24a2a). Gene Ontology annotation, biological process: long-term synaptic potentiation; long-term synaptic depression; intracellular calcium ion homeostasis. Lineage: Eukaryota; Metazoa; Chordata; Actinopteri; Osteoglossiformes; Osteoglossidae. The transcript is spliced from 12 exons. Bases 425 to 2374 code for a protein of 649 amino acids. Gene Ontology annotation, molecular function: calcium, potassium:sodium antiporter activity; calcium channel activity. The record is from RefSeq and is a predicted model, not a curated record. Gene Ontology annotation, cellular component: plasma membrane.
UACUCAGAUUAGCGGGAUAUUUCCGACCGGGCGAAGGGGGUGGCUGUGGGGAGGGAAGGAGGGGAGCGAGGGAUGAGCUUUCUGCGUGCGGUGAGCACUCAGUGUGCGCGAGAGGAGCGGGAGCGCGCAUCUCCAUGAUCUUCGCGAGAAGGACCGAAUCGGUCUCGAGCGCACGCGGCACAUCAUCAUCCCCAUCAUCAUCAUCAUCAUCCCCAUGAGAGAGAGCACCUCGGUCUCCCGCCCGUAUCUCUCCUCUGCCAAGAAGCUAUUAUGAAGAUGCCCUUUGGUGCUGCUGCAGACCCUGGAAGGCACCUGGGAUCCUCCAGUCUCAUUUAAAAGCGGAAAGCAGCGCGAUGCCUCGCGUGCAGUAAACCGAUACUGGAAGCUUUUCUGCCUGACGUCUGAAGUGACAACACACGCAGCGAUGGGUCUGUGGCUUCCCGACUCCGACACGGCGACGAAGGACCCUUCCCUAGAGAUGGGCUGCAAGAAGCGUCGUCAUCAGCGCCUCCGGAGGAAGCUGAGACCCACGAGGAUCGUGGGCUUCAUCCUCAGUCUUUUGGCAAUAAGCACGGUCUCCUUCUCUUUCAGUGCCUUGACAUGGGUUGCGGGGUUCGAGGCGGAGGCCCCGCCCUCCUCAGAUGGCCUGCUGUCAGGACCGGUGCCACGCCGAACUCUGCUGACUGCCACGAACCAGCAUGACCACAACAUUUCCGCAGAGAUUCCAGUUGCCAUGAGGUCAUCAGCAAAUGACAGUGAGGUCCAAGGAGAGUACCCACAGGACCUGUUCACCCUGGAGGAAAGGAGACAGGGUGCCGUGGCACUGCACAUGUUUGGCAUGCUCUACAUGUUCAUCGCCUUAGCCAUCGUGUGUGAUGAGUUCUUCGUCCCUGCCCUGACUGUCAUCACUGAGAAGCUCUCCAUCUCUGAUGAUGUGGCUGGCGCCACCUUCAUGGCCGCUGGAGGCUCGGCCCCUGAGCUCUUCACCUCCGUGAUUGGGGUGUUCAUUUCCCACAGCAACGUAGGCAUCGGCACCAUUGUUGGCUCGGCCGUGUUCAACAUCCUGUUCGUCAUCGGCAUGUGCGCACUCUUCUCCAGAGAGAUCCUCAACCUCACCUGGUGGCCACUCUUCCGGGACGUGUCCUUCUACAUCGUGGACUUGAUCAUGCUCAUUGUGUUCUUCUUGGAUAACUACAUCUACUUUUGGGAAAGUCUCACGUUGCUUGGAGGCUACGUAUCCUACGUAAUAUUUAUGAAGUACAAUGUCAAUGUAGAGGUUUUCGUGAAAGGCUUGAUUAGCAGGAACCAAGUUGUGGAAGUGGAGGCCCAACCAAAGGCGAGCCCAGAGCCGGCGGAGGACGGGAACAAACUGUCGGCCAAGCCCCGCCUCCAGAGAGGGGGAAGCUCUGCCUCCCUGCACAACAGUCUGAUGAGGAACAGCAUCUUCCAACUGAUGAUCCACACACUAGACCCCCUCAGUGAAGAAUUUGCUGAUUCUGAACUCGGAACGUACGGAAAGCUAAAAUAUUAUCACACAAUGACCGAGGAAGGUAAAUUUCGGGAGAAGGCGUCGAUCCUUCACAAGAUUGCCAAAAAGAAAUGCCAAGUGGAGGACAGCGAGAAAGCCAAUGGAGCCGCGGGAGGUGCGGAUAAAAGCCUUCCAAACAGCUCCAACGUUGAGGUUGAAGUCACACCUCCCAUGAAUGGCAGCGUGGGUCAGGAGGGAGAGGCGGGGGAGGAGGAGGAGGAUGAGGACCAGCCCCUCAGCCUGGCCUGGCCAGACACCAACCGCAAGCGCUGCACGUACAUCUUCAUCCUGCCCAUUGUCUUCCCACUGUGGCUGACGCUGCCUGAUGUGAGGAACCCAACCUCGGUGAAGUUCUUCCCGCUCACCUUUCUUGGCUCCAUCUCCUGGAUUGCAGUUUUCUCCUACCUGAUGGUCUGGUGGGCUCAUCAGGUUGGAGAGACUAUUGGGAUUACAGAAGAGAUUAUGGGAUUGACCAUUUUAGCAGCUGGUACCUCCAUCCCUGACCUAAUCACAAGUGUCAUUGUGGCACGGAAAGGGCUGGGCGACAUGGCCGUGUCCAGCUCCGUAGGUUCCAACAUCUUUGACAUCACAGUGGGCCUUCCAUUCCCUUGGCUGCUCUACUCCUUCAUGAACGACUUCAAGCCGGUGGCAGUGAGCAGCAACGGUCUCUUUUGCGCCAUUGUCCUCCUUUUCCUCAUGCUCCUCUUCGUCAUUAUUUCCAUCGCGGCCUGCAAGUGGAGGAUGAGCAAGCUGCUGGGCUUCAUCAUGUUCCUGCUGUACUUUGUUUUCCUGGUGGUCAGCGUUAUGCUGGAGGACAAGGUCAUCAUCUGUCCGGUGUCCAUCUGAGUUCCUCCCACCAACCAACCUUUCAUUUCCGCCAUGGAACAGGGGGAGGGAAGGGGGAUUUGGAUUCAGCAUUUAUUCUUUUUUUUUCACACUUUCGGACCCAUGUGGCUUAAGUGGACAAGGCUGCUUUGAAGGGACAUGAAAGUGGAGGCAGUUGUGCGGUAGGAAACAUAGGCUAUCUACCGAAUGGGCAGCAAUGUACCAAUACAUGUGCAUCAUGUAUUUCAUCAGACUGCAAGGUUUUGAGAGACCUUUCAAGGUCUCACUCCUAUAGCCUAUAUGAGGAGAGAAUGGCUUUCAGUGCAUACAGACAUUUGACAAAGUGGCAUUUUCCUUGCGUAAGGUCCUCCAAAAGUGUGGUGGUGCUGUAGUGUAUGACCACCAUGAAAGACAGCCUUGAAUAUUGAGCAUCUAUGAGCUGUCCAUGUGUGUAUGGAGCGCACGUAUGUCAGCGUUGCUGCAGAGCCCUCGGUUAAAGUAUCCCGGCCUUUUGUCUCCUGAAAAACCAGGCACUGCUGACAAACGCUGAUUAGCGUGUUGUGGCUGCAUCCAACUGGACUGGACAUUCGCCAUCCUCUGAGCUUCAGAGGCAUGAGCACGAAGUAGUUUUUGGGCCUGAUGACAAAGUGUCGAGGGUCGUACCGAGGGUCAACGAGUGUCAAAGCUGCUUCAUGGGACGGGGAGGGGGUUCUUACCAGCAGGUUUGCCCUGCACACUGCCAAACCUGGCGUCAGAACCAUGCGGCUCCCUUUGGGGGUACGUUCUCCACCGAACCCGUGGAAGUUGGUCGGGUGGAUAUUUAUUCUUCUUAUUACUAUUGUUAUUACUAUUAUUGCGGCAGUAGUCGUAGUACCAAGUAGUAGUGGUAGUACCUUGGUUCACAUGGAGCUCUGUGACGACUUACUCAUCCACUCACCUCAAAUCCAGACCAACCACGUAGAGAUUGCAUUACUGUCUGUAUGGGUUUGGAAACGUAAACUGUAAGAAGCCAAUAUUAAAGUAGAAUUAUAACCGUAAAAAACAACAUUAAUAUAACCUGCUGUGCAUAUUAAUCUGUCUCUGAAGAAGCAUGUUUAAACUUGGACAGGAUAUUCAUGAAUCAUAUUUCAUUUUCACUAUACCACAAUAGAUUAAAGAGCCGGUACUUCGCAUUUGAAUAAAUGUUCUUGAGCAGUUUGUUUAUAUUAGCAGAAGUUACAGCAUCUAGUGCUCACCGCUUAUUAUAGUCUCAUCUUUUUUCUACUGGACAAAGGAAAUAAUGGGACAUUAAUAUAAACCAGAAACAUUCAAGGUCGUAGUAUAGCAGUUAUCAAAAUCUGGGCCAGAGGGGGUGGGGAGCAUGGGGUGUAGUUAUACAUGUGAAAUUAUAGCCAACACAUCACACUGCUUGUCACAGCUCCCUUUGUCAAUCAAAAUAUUUUCUCUGUCUGUUAGACCGAUGAGUCUUCAAAUAAGUGCUUAGAAUAGGUCCAUGAAUACUUAUGACAAAUAAUAUCUACUGAACUUGUGAAUUUGUUUUGAAACGAAGGGUGCUUCUUGUCUACAGUUGUGCACAAUAUGUAUAUGUACGUACACAAAGCAGUCACUGUUAGCUCCAAAAUCAAGAUGCCACAUUAGGUACACUCUCAUCUGACUGAUACUAUUUGACGAGUAACACAAUGCAGUAUUUUUUCUAGCAAAUGCAAGGUUUUCAGGCAGUGGUCAAGAUCUGACUUCUGACCUCUGACACCCUGUGACAUGGGUGGUGACCUCACAACUGUAGCUCCACCCACAACAACAUCUCUAAUGUGAUUGGAGGAUUAGCCUGCCACUCCAUGCUGAGCUCUCAGUGGCUUUGAAUGCCACACCAGCUGAUUAUUAUUGAAAAAAAGCAAAAACAAAUUCCUUCGUCUGUCAACACUCAUCACUUCCAGCACCGCACACUGAUCAAUGAUGUCUGCGUUCGUAUCAUAGGUCCCCUUAAUCUUGUGAAAAUAACUAUACAUA